This is a messenger RNA of Acyrthosiphon pisum (pea aphid), 9294 nucleotides long. It is a transcript of the gene CAP, whose product is annotated as Cbl-associated protein. Gene Ontology annotation, molecular function: protein binding. The transcript has 26 exons. Lineage: Eukaryota; Metazoa; Arthropoda; Insecta; Hemiptera; Aphididae. Bases 261 to 8057 code for a protein of 2598 amino acids. The record is from RefSeq and is a predicted model, not a curated record.
ACCGAGUCCGAAGAAACGCGGUCCGCCGGCCUCACUGCCGUGUACGCGCGCGUGACUUUUGUGCGCCAAACGGAGCUGCGCCUCGCCGUACCUACGUACGUUAAGCUGCAGUCACAUACGACGAGAGCGCAACUCUAUUUCCGAAAUAUAUAAACGUUUAGGUAUUUAAUAUCAUGGCUGCAGCAUAAGAACACCGCGUGUGCCACCGAGACGACGACGAAGACGGCCACGACGAUCGCGUAAUCGGUUCACCACAAGUGAUGCCAGAUAAAGUGAUAAUUUUGAACGAAGGACCACCGUGGGGAUUCCGAAUGACUGGAGGAAAAAAUACAGGAUCUCCGUUGAAAAUAUCAAGGGUCAACAAUGCUGGAAAAGCGGCAAAAUCUGGUCUUCGAGAAGGAUUUUUAAUUGGAUCAAUAAAUUCUGCGUCUGUUGAUCAUCUUACAUCCAAUGAAGCUCAAGCAUUAAUUAGAAAUUCUGGAGAUACUUUAACCAUUGGUGUUUAUCGGCAAUCGAAGUCCAAUAUCGAAAAGAACGACCAAAAACAUGAAGCUGAAGCUAAAGCAAGUGCAGAUAUAAGUGUAAGACCAAAUUCAACCGAAGCAGAAACACCGAAUAAAAAAAGUAAAAGAGUACGAAAGCGUAGGAGGAAAAAGAAACGCGCAGACUCGCCUGAAAAAUUAAAUGGUCAAAAUCCGAGAACUGUACCAGAUAAAAUAAUUGAACCCACUCCAGAGCUGACGCAAAUAACGGAAUGUCCAAAAAUAAAAAUAAUACCAGACAAUUCAGAUUCACGAGUUGAUGAAUUAGAAUGGAUCAAACAAAAUGAAGCGAUCUUAAUAGCUGAUUUAAAAACACGUCAACAAGCUGGAUUACCAAUUCAAGUAGUAGUCAGAGUUGAAAAAAUUACACCUUCGGUACCAGAAUAUUGUCAAAUUAUUCCAGACUUUUGCUACUUAGAUGUUAUUAAAGAAGAAACAAGUGCAAGCGAUGAAGAUCCAAAAAAAGAAACUUGGGAAUGUUCCGAAAAAAUUAGAAACAAGAAUAAUUUCAAAAAAUUACCUGAAGAUUGUGGUUCAAAUGUUGAGGAAGAAAAACAUCAUGAAUUAGAAAUCAUUUCAGAGGUUAAUACAAGUGAAAUUAUCACUUCAGAAUGUCAGCUCGAAAGACUAGAGUCUCCGUCUUUAGUCAGAGAAUCGGAGAUUCUCAGAUUUGCAGAUAUCGUUACUACUGAAAACGAAUGUGUGAGUGAUUUGGAAACACUUGAACCUUUAAAACGGUUAUUAGAUGUAUAUAAUAUAGACAAUAAUGAAUGUAUUGACCGGGAAGCACGGAUUGUUUCAAACAAAAAUAAUUUAAUUAGUGGAAAUGAUAAGGACCAUUUCACUACGGAAUAUAUAAAUGUUAACAAAAGCCCAAUUCAACAUGAAAAAAUAAUAAAUAAUAGUAUAAUUGUAAAUGGUAAUGGUAAAAAAAAUCAAUUCAUAACAAAUACUUUACUCGAUAUAGAAUCAUAUGAAGAUUUAUACUUUCAAAAAUAUCCUGUUGAAAUUCAUUGUAAAGAUAAAAAAAUGAACCACUUGGAUAUUGUAAAUACAAAAACUCAACUUAUGAAUUCCUCUGCUUCAGCCGAACUUUCACGUGAAUCGAUCAUGAACAAAAAUAAUGAAUUUUCGAAGAAUGUUUUUAAUAACCAUCAAGAGAACACGGAACACGAUGUAGAAUCUUCGGACGAUAGUACUAUAAAACAAUGUAAGACAUACGACCACAAACAAAAAUCAAGUAGACAAAACAAAGUUUCCAUUAACGAUAAAUUAAAACAAAUAGCCAGAUUACUUCAGGAUGAUACCGAUGAUUACGAAGAAAUACAAUCUUCGCAAACAACUUCUAGAUGUGUUUCAAUAGGUUCUGAUGCUGACGUGGAUACCGAUUGGGUAAGUUUCACUCUCUCUGACGGCGAGUCAUCAAAGUCUUUAUGUCUAUCCCCUAGUCAGUCGAGAUCGUGUCACGCUCCGUCCACUACUUCUAAAACAUCUGAAAUUAUUGAUCUGCACAAAAAAUUUCUCAAUAGAACAAUAAGUCCAAAUGUAUCACCACGUCAAGAUAUGACACCCACAGUAGAUAUUUUAAGUUAUAACAAAUCCCAAUCACAGUCACCUUCAAAGUCGUAUAGUUCCGAAGUUUUCGACGAAGCGUGUCGAAUGUGCGGUACUAGUGACGAACCAUUAUCUGAUGCUGAAUGUCUAGUGUCUUUGCGCAAGUAUCGAGAAACACGAUCUAGAUUAUUGGAUGUAAUCCAAAAAGAGCAACAACUUAAUCGAUCAGUCAUCGAUCGACCGUCAUCAAUGCCUACAUUUAUGGACACGCUGUCGUUUCCCGACAACCACACGAGGGAACUCAUGUACGCAGAGUACAUGGAAAAAGUGAAAGAAAGAGAAAACAGACUUCAAAAUAAAGUAAUUAGAAUAACAAAGGCCAGUAGACCGUUGUCAUCAGGUACCCUACAAUCAUUAAAUGAUAUCGAUGCAGAGUUUGUAACCAAAGCCCGAGAGAGGUUGGAUAAGUUGGGCGUCGAGGCAGAUGUGCAUAUAGAAGUGAAGGAUGAAUAUUAUCCAAAGCACUUGGUGGACAUUGUGCCGGAAGAAGAAGUUUGCAUCGAAGAAGUGCACAUGAAUGGUGUCUGGUCACCAGAGCUAAAGCAUAAAUCAUUGGACUUAGAGAAUAUCUCAAGAAAAUUAGAAAAAAAACAACCACGGACCGAACUACCUCCAGUAUGGACACCCAACUCCAGUCCAACACCUGAGAGAAAGUCUUACAAGCCAGUCAGGUUCGAAUCACCAACGUUAUCACGAAAGUUAACCGAUGCGGAUACUAAAAAAGUACCUUCAAAACCACCAGUUGACUUACCUGUAUUGAGCUCUCCACUACCACCUCCUCCCCCUCCUCCAUCAUUACCAUUGAAAACGCAAGGCGAUGAAAAUGUUCAUAGCACGGACAGAAGACUUCCGAGAGUUCAAAGCCCUACCGUUACACUCCUUCAGAAAGCAAGAGAAGGACAGUUACCAAAAGGCUCUGCAUACCUCAACUCAGAAGAAUAUAGUAUGGACAAAGAAAAUAAAACUAGAGGUUCUACUGUCAAACGUAAUGUUGAAACCCAAGAAAUAAAAUAUGCAUCAAGGCGCGAAUAUGACAGUCUGCAAUCGGAUGAGAAAAAGCAAAAAAAAAUGGUCGAAAUCAGUCAAAAAAAGUAUGAAGGCAUCGGCCCGACAACCAAAGAAGGAAUUCCAAUCGUAUUAAGAUCGGAAAUCAAAGAACCAAAUCAACCAAAAUGGUACAAACAGAUGUAUGAGUCUUUACAUAAAUUUCAAUCCGAUGAUGAAGGGGUAACAGUACGAUACAAAACAUUAUCGCGAGGGCCGAAAGCCAGAAAAGGUGACGGAUAUUCAUCAGAACCGGAAAAAGGGUAUGAAUCAGAUUUUGGUGAAAACAGACUGUUUCAAAAUUUAGACGGUGAAUACACGAGAAAUGUUACCAUGAGAAGAUCAGUAUCUCCUGUAAAAUGUGGACAAGACAAAUACAAGAACCAGCCAAGACCAAUUGAAAACUAUGAGCCAGGACAUUCUUCGAUAGCCGAGAAGGAAACAAAACAGUGGUGGGACGAAGUUAUGAAUACUUUUGACGGGGAUUCAGAACAUAAAAUUCCUCCUCCUCAAAAUCGGUCAUCGUCAAAAAAAUCAAAUUUGGCUCAAGCUUUAAAAGAAUCUGGAUAUGAUAGCGAUUCUACAUUAAUAUUUAAAAGGCAAGAAAAUCAAUCGCAAUGUCUUUCACCUACUGAACAAAAAACUGCAUAUAAAGUAAUUCAAAGUGGUGGAGAAGUACCAUUCCAGGGCUUACGAAAAACUUUUCCUGAACGGCCAAAAGAUUUGGAGUUGGAGUAUUUGCCAAUCACGUCUCAUUUAACUAAAAUCCAAAUUAUGAAAUUUGAUGAUGAAGUAAUUCAUCACCCUUGGAAGGAAGUCACUUGUUACCCAGUCUUUUCAAACUUUAAGAGAACCGCCAAAUCAUCUGCUAGUUCUACUGGAUCACCUCCUACUCCUCCUCGACGAGAAUCAUCUCGUAAAAAUUCUAGACUUGAGCGAUGGACCAAAGGCGUUGACAUAGACUCUAAUGUCGAACUAAAAAUUCGUAAAUCAAAACCCGAAACAGAAAAAAGAUCAAAAAGCUCAAGUUUAAAAAGUUCCACAAAAAUGUAUACUAAUGACAUUAAGAAGGAAAAAGAUAAGUCCCCCAAAGUCACAGUUGCAGUAUCAGCUAAAGGAAAAGUGAUACCAAGGUCCAGUACUUCAUCAACAAAUUCUUCAGAAUCAUCGUUACCUAAAAAAAUAAAAUCAUUGUCAACUCCAGCUAAAAGCAUUCCUGUUUCUAAAACCACUCAGAAAACAAUUUCGAAAGAUAAGGUUCUUAAAAGUAAUUUAGUAAAAACGAAUAGCGGAAAACGGCAAAGUAAAAAAAUUGAAAUAGUCAAAACAUCAGUGAAAUCAUCAAGUUUAAAAAACGAAAAAGUUGUUAAAAAUAAUGAAAAACAAAAUCAAUUUGGAGAAGAAUUUUUUCAACAAUUACUUUUAACUGAUGAAAAGAAGAAACACAUUCCUAAAAUAAGUCCAAUCAAGAAUAAAGAAAAAUCUAAUGCAUGUCGCAAAGGUAGCAAAAUAGACAUAUAUUUAUCAAAUAAAAAGCCCGUGUCUGAAUCUAAAUUUAAAUCUUUUGAUAAAUGUCAGUCUACCGGUGUAACUGAAUGGGAUCAGUUUGGAGAUGAAAGUAUUGAUUUUUUAAAAGGCAGAAGUGUCAGUGAACCACCUUCACGGUCUCCAUCAUCUCGUCGUAUUAAAAGUUUCCAAGCACCAGUGAAAUUAAUUGAAAGUGUAACUGGUAUACGCCGAUGUCAACGAUCUAAAAGUGCUGAAGAACCUAUGGAGAGAGUGAAAAAUGCGGCAGCCGAUUAUGAAUAUCAAACCUAUGUGAGAGAGUUAAGACACUCAAGUAAGAAAUCUGAACGCUUCAAAGAGUUGCAUAAUUUUUAUUGUAGCUUGGAAAGAUUAGGAGAAUUAGAAAAAACUGCAGAAAAGGCUAGUAAUAAAGUUAGAACACGUGGAGAUUUAGUAGAUUAUGAUAAGUGGAAGACAAUUAGAGUCAAGGAAAGAGCUGAAACUGAAAUAAAAUCUUUACAUGCAAAACUUGAAGAUGUACAAAAGUCAAAAGAUGUGCUAUACAAGACAAAAGAUCCUGAAGAAAUACGUUGGAAAGGAAAUUUAGAUCGUGGCUUGAGAAAUAAAGAAACUUCGGUAAUUGAUUUGAAACGAAAAUUUCAUGCUAUAGGGAAUGAUACUUAUCGUAAACCAGAAGUGAACGUUUAUAGACCACUUUGGAGAGGAACUUCAGUACAAGAUGUAGCUGAAUCAUUAAAACAUAUUACAUCAUCAAAAAGAGGUCGUCCUGUAUCAGAAGAGAGGGAAAAAAAUUACACGUCCAUACCUAGAAGAUCGAGUUCUAGAAGUCCUUCUAAUAUUGGUUGCCGAAUAUGGAGCAGUCUUUCUAUGGAACAAUUGAAUCGACUCAAGACACAACUUAAUGAAGUCUAUAGUACAAUAUCUGAUUUGAAAGGAGAAAGGAUACCAAGAGCUAUACAGACAAAUAAAUUUAAAAAUGAUUACGAAAUUGAGGUAAAUGGCAGGGUAAAGAGAUCUGAAAUCAGUUCAUCGUUGUAUAUAAGAUCGAGUUCAAUGGGCCCAGCUAGAAAAAAAGAUAGAGAAGAAGGCCUCAGAAAAGCUGAUUCGAUUGGAUCAGUAUGUUUAAGUGAAAAUGAAAAAAAAAAAAUUUCAAAAAAUAUAAGUAAUGAAGUGUUAGAAAAAAAACAAAAAAAGCAUUCAGGAAAUGUAGUAAUACCCAAAGAAACUUUAGGAGCUGUUGCAGCUGUAAAAUGUAAAAGUAAUAUUUCUGAAAGUGUUUCUCCGAGAACUUGUUACUCCAUAGACGUAUCUGAAGAAGAGUCUAUUGCAAAAAAUUACGAAAAAAAUUAUUUAUUGGUUUUGGCUGAUAACGAAGACAAGAAAAAAAUGAUUUCUGAUUGGGCCAAUGGCACAAAUGUUAGUGAAUCCAGCUCAUCUGCUUCUACAGUUAUACACCUGGGAACAAAGAAAACAAAUUUACAUUCAUCUCAAAGUUUUUCAUCUAUGAAAUGUAUUUUUGGAGAAAGAGAAUCUAUGCGAAGAGUAUUGUCUCCAUCACCAGAUCGUUGUUACGAAUAUUCAAAAUUAAUUAAAAAUGGAGUUGUAAGAAAGCUCCGUAGGAAAUUUGAAAGCUUUGAUGAUCUUAGAUUUUUGAAUACUCCAAUAGAAUCAAAUACUUUAAAAAGGUAUAAGAGUGACCCCGAACUUAACAGGAAUAUUAUUAGAUAUCAUGAAUAUGGUGAUGUACAAAAUCUGAAAACCAAAUACGAACGGUGCAAAAGUCCAGUGCCUAAAUGUCCAUUGAGGCCAGACAAUAGACUUAUGCCCCGUAUAAAUGUAAUUAGUAAACUGGCCAGUCUUCAAGACAAGUUAACUAAAGGUGAAGUAGAAAGAAUAAGGAUUAUGUUUGAAAAUAGAAAUAGGGCAUUUAUGUUGGGUCAAUUUUAUACUUCUACUCCUGACCUGAGAGAAGCAAGGAAAAUGAUACCAUUUUUAGACUGUAAUUGGAUGGCACACAAAUAUCCGGAACCAGAACCUUUUACCAAACCAAAAACGAGACCUAAAUCUGCAUCACCAGUCAGAUACAACAGAAAACAUCAUCAUCAUUCUAUUCUGAAACAUUCAAAACAUGAUGGAUUUUUAAGCCAACCAUACAAUCCGGAAGCUCAUAAGCCAAAGUAUAGGUGGACACCAUCUUGGAAUGGUGUAUGGACCCAACAGCCAACAUUACCACCAAAACCAUCAAUCGUUAAAUUUAAAGAUUCACCGCACAAAUAUGCGGAAUCGGAGGUAACACUACAGUAUCGCCGUCCGGUUAGGAAUGAAAUUAAAGAAGAAUGGUCGGAAGAAGAAUUAGCUAACAAGCAGGCAGAAGCUAUGAGAAGGAUUUAUCAAGAGGAGAGACGGAGAAAGUACCUUCAAGAACUUCAAGACAUGUCAAAUAGGAGACACGCAGACAACUUAUUGCCCUCUCAAAAAUCUCCCAUCCCUUUAAACCGCUACGACGACUUUGUAGACGAGAGUCCACAGCCGCCAAGAAGUCGUACUCCGGAACCAAAGCUCGUAGCAAGAGCUUUAUACAAUUUUGUUGGCCAAACGUCCAGAGAACUGUCGUUCCGGAAAGGUGACAUCAUAUUCGUCCGGAAGCAGAUCGACAAGAAUUGGUACGAGGGGGAGCACAACGCCAUGGUCGGAUUGUUCCCUUUCAACUAUGUCGAGGUAAUUCCGUACGAUGGCAUCAGAACAACGCCGCACAGACCUUACGAGGGCCAGGCAAGGGCAAAAUUCAAUUUUGUGGCACAAACCAAUAUGGAAUUGUCGUUAGUCAAAGGGGAACUGGUUGUUCUGACUAGGCGUGUUGACAACAAUUGGUACGAAGGCAGAAUCGGAAGCAAAAAAGGAAUAUUCCCUAUAUCUUACGUCACAGUCUUAGUGGAACCAGGCGAUCAUCCGAACUCGUCGACAAGCGAAUCGUUCAAGCCCGUGGCGUCCCCGGCAUCUCAUUCUCUCAUUACCAGUAAUCCGCCGAAGACGCAGCACAUGUAUCAGCCGGAUAGCUAUUCUUCUAUGCCGACAAGAAGUUCCGGGACCCAAACGAAGAAACAAACAAAUAACAUGAACGAAACUCUACACGUUGACGUACAUUCAGAACCCAUGCCUUAUAGGGCGUUAUACAAUUAUAAGCCACAGAACAGUGACGAAUUGGAACUUAGAGAAGGCGACGUAGUGUUCGUGAUGGAAAAAUGUGACGACGGGUGGUACGUGGGAUCGAGUAAGCGGACAGGAUGCUUCGGAACUUUUCCUGGCAAUUAUGUCCAACGCAGUAUCUGAUCUGUUCACGGAAAAACAAAACAAUUUUUCUAAAAAAUCAUCAUUGCGUCUCCUCGUCCUCCUCUCCGUGUCCCCGGAUUCUUACUUGUCUCUCUAAGUAAUACAUAUUUUAUAUACCAAAGGAUUUUGCAUUAACUAUAAGUUGUUUUUUUUUUUUGGUUAUAGUUUUAAACGUUCACUGUUAUCAUAUAAUACGUAUUAUGUGUAAUGUACAUUUCAUCUGUAAUUAGAUAUUGUGUUAUAAUCGAAUAACAUUAUAAUUUAUAUUACUACUAUUAUUACUAUUAUUAUUAUUAUUAUUAUUAUUAUUACGAUUAUAAUUAUUGUAAAUUAAAAACACUAGUCAAUCAAUAUCACUAUUAGAGAUACAAUAUAAUAUAAUAUACCUACUCCAUUCAAUAUACUAUUGGUAUAGAACACUAUAAUAUAAUAUAAUAUAUUAUACUCCAAUGGAGUUGUUAAUAUUUGUACAAUAAUAAUAUACUAUAAUAUUAUACUUUUAUGCAUAUUGAACGUACCUACGUCAUUUCUGAUUGAUCGGCGUUACACGUAUGUAAACCUAAGCUGCUUUGUUUUUCUAAGAAUCUUAUCCCCUCAGAACGAAACCAGAAUUUAUUAUUAUUAUGAUAUUUUAUUGACGUGUAUUGAUUUUAUUUUUUUUAAUUCGCCUACGGGAGACUGGAAACAAGCUUUAAUUCUAAACUAAUGCAGUAUUUAAGAUUUCCUUCAAGCUAGGUAUAUUGAUUUAUCGUCGUCUUUAUUGUCGAUAAACAUUAAUACCGUUUAAACAAUUAUGCAUACACGGGUAAUAUCACUAUUAUACAUUCGAAUUAAAUAUAUUUUAUACUCAUUGCUAUACACGCACCUACACAUUUACACACUCAUUCAUACACAUUAGACAUUGCAUUUUUUUUUCUGGGGAGGAGUCCAAAGUAAAGUGGCCCACACACCAAUUACUACUUACGUGGUCCACGGAUGGACGACAUACUAUAAAUCCAUUUGAGGGGCCAAGCCCCUAAAAGCCUCUCUCCCGUUUUUAUGAUGCCCAUGCAACACACACGCUUGCAUACGACAUACCUAUAUAUAAAUAAAUACUAAUUGUUUUAAUAUAAUAUGAUCAUAUUUUUUAUUAUUUGUAUUCUCGUAACACCAAGUGUUCCUUAAUUAAUAGGCGUACUAUUAUACGGAUAGAUUGGCGAAACAUCUAACCAUCCAAUGUUAUGUCGAUAGACCACAA